AACAACACGUCCAGACACACCAUUGGUCAGUAGCCCAGCGUGGUGGUGCAUCUUCCACACAAACUGUCAACAACAAGUAUUUCGCCCACUCCUGCUAUUGACAUCAUGCUGCUGCGUUUGGGAAUAUUAGUGUCGUUGAUGUGCUUAGUUUCUUGCACGCUUUCUAAAAGUGACAAGAAGAAAAAGACUGAGAAUAAGGUGUCUGGUUUGGUUAACAAGACUGUGUUAGAUCGUGGUCUUGUAACUGAUCAUCCCAAGUGGAAAGAUAUUGUGGAAAACCAUGGCAGCUAUCAUCAUGACACUGGUUUUCGAGCUGUGCACCACAUGACUUUGGCUUACGUCACUCCGUGGAAUAAUCAUGGAUAUGAUAUUGCAAAAUUUUUGGGUGGCAAAUUUACCCAUAUAUCACCAGUUUGGCUACAGAUAAAACACUCUGGAGGAGAAGUCAUAAUUACUGGAGACCAUGAUAUUGACCAAGGCUGGAUGAAAGAGGUUAGGAAGGCUGGAAAGAGAGUUAACGUCAAAAUUGUACCUCGUAUUUUGUUUGAUGGAUGGCAACUCCAUGACUUCCGAGAAUUCUUUGAUUCAGAGAAUCAACGUUAUAAACUAGCUAUUGACAUCAUCAAUAUGAUCAAGAUGCAUCAUUUAGAUGGCAUUGUUUUAGAAAUUUGGAGCCAGAUUCCAAAUCUUGAGUUACUUGAACACUUACCAAGUUUUGUGACCGAGCUGGCAAACAAGAUUCGUAAUGCUGGCUUUACAUUUAUCCUCGUCAUUCCUCCAGCUGUAUACCAAAGGAAUUCUCCUGGCUCCUUUUUAGAAGAGCAUUUCCGAUCAUUGGUGGAUGUUGUUGAUGCAUUUUCUCUCAUGACAUAUGACUACUCCAACUUUCAAAAUCCAGGUCCUAAUAGCCCUUUGUGGUGGAUACGUGAUUGUGUUGAAAGACUUGUGCCUGAACCCUCCUCUCCUGACCGUGCCAAGAUUCUUGUUGGGCUCAACUUGUAUGGGCUGGACCACAGUAUAUCUGGAGGGUCCCAUAUACUUGGUCAUCAGUAUGUUAGUAUCUUGUCCACUUAUAAACCCAAGUUAAACUAUGAUGAUGAGUCAAAGGAGCAUUAUUUUGAGUACAAAACAAAGAAUGGUCGUCACAUGGUCUUCUACCCAACGUUGCAUUCAAUCAGUGUUAGAGUGCAGCUGGCAAAUGAGUUGGGCACUGGAGUAGCAUUGUGGGAAGUUGGUCAAGGUCUGGAUUAUUUUUAUGAUUUACUGUGAGAAACUAAUCUUUACCACUAUUAAAUGGUGCUAAAAAACUUUUGUGAUAUUA
This is a messenger RNA of Procambarus clarkii (red swamp crayfish), 1321 nucleotides long. Its product is annotated as chitinase domain-containing protein 1. Gene Ontology annotation, molecular function: chitin binding; oligosaccharide binding. NCBI's taxonomy places the organism in Eukaryota, Metazoa, Arthropoda, Malacostraca, Decapoda, Cambaridae. Gene Ontology annotation, cellular component: endomembrane system. The record is from RefSeq and is a predicted model, not a curated record. Gene Ontology annotation, biological process: carbohydrate metabolic process.